AUGCAAGGAGCGUUUAAUCAGAUAGGAAGCUUGGGUUAGGCCAUGGCUAUUUAGAUGAAUGAAUAGGCACAACAUUUGAUCCAAGCAAUUUCCAGCAGUUGUUUGGAAAUAUUGGGGUAGCAAGAUGGUAUCUUCAUAAAAUAGAAAUUUGAGUUGUUUGAGGCAAUCACAGGUACUCGAAUAUUGAUUAAUUGUUAGGUUUCGAGACUCCAAAUGUAUAUAAGGUCUAUGCAGCUAACGAUUAAGGAAAGAAGAAGAAGUAAAAGGCGUUAUUCAAAUGCAAAGAGAAAUCGUCUACAUGUGCUCGUCUUUGUCUUCCGUAAGUUCAUUAAAUUAAUUCGUCUUAGAGGGAAUGCAAGACCUUUUGAAAUGAAAAUCAACAAUUACGGAUGUAAGGACUUCUAGCCAGCCAUGGCGAAAAUGUUCUUGAAGGACGAAAAGAGAGUGGUUUUCAAGUUCAAGAGGGAGUAUCAAUGCACAUGCUUGUGUUUUAAUAGGUAUUUUGUUUGAGUGAUUUAAAAAUAGACCUCGUCUUGAAGUCUUGUAUGUGGAGAACGACGAGAACAAGAAACUGGGAACAAUAGUGAAUCCAUGGUAUUUCUGCAACAUUGGAUGUCACGUUCUGGAUAUUCACGACAACUUAAGAUACAUCGUAGAAGCUAGUUGUUGUUAAACUUAUUUUUGGUGCAGAUGUCCAUGCAAUUCCUGCAACAAGGUUGAGUUCGUCAUCAAGGUACCAACUGGGGAGGUAAGCACUCAAAUUCAUUGAAUAAUUAGGUUGUGGCCCAUUUAAUGAAGAAGGGAAAGGACUGUUGCAAAAACAUGGUGGGUGAUGCAGACAAUUUCAGUUUGAUCUUCCCCAAAGGAGCUUCAAAGGAAGACAAGGCGUUGUUGCUAGCUGUCACUCUUAUGAUGGACUACAUGUACUUUGAAGAUAAAGGAGGUGCUUAAGCUUCUGUUGGACCAGAAUGA
Paramecium octaurelia is the source of this 972-nucleotide messenger RNA. The record is from the annotation of a GenBank genome assembly. NCBI's taxonomy places the organism in Eukaryota, Ciliophora, Oligohymenophorea, Peniculida, Parameciidae.